This is a messenger RNA of Staurois parvus, 339 nucleotides long. The record is from the annotation of a GenBank genome assembly. Lineage: Eukaryota; Metazoa; Chordata; Amphibia; Anura; Ranidae.
AUGUUGAUAAGCUUUUGUUUAUUAAGUGGGUUGCUAAUAGUGGCUUCUAAUCCGUCUCCGUAUUAUGCUGCUUUAGGUUUAGUGUGGGGGGCAGGGGCGGGUUGUUUAGUCUUAGCAAAAGGGGGGGUGAGGUUUUUUGUCUUUAGUCUUUUUUUUUUAAUUUAUUUAGGGGGCAUAAUGGUUGUUUUUGGGGUUACUUACUGUUCGGCGUUAGUGGCUGAGCCUUACCCUAAGGCGUGGGGUAGCCGCUUUAUUUGUAUUUAUUAUGGGCAUUUAUUGUAUAUUAUCUUUUUUUUUGACUUUAUUUCGGUGGUCUUCCUUAUAGUCUGUGCUUUCUAA